This is a messenger RNA of Chelonoidis abingdonii (Abingdon island giant tortoise), 3079 nucleotides long. RefSeq names its product CNKSR family member 3 (gene CNKSR3). NCBI's taxonomy places the organism in Eukaryota, Metazoa, Chordata, Testudines, Testudinidae. Gene Ontology annotation, biological process: regulation of signal transduction. Gene Ontology annotation, cellular component: membrane; cytoplasm. The record is from RefSeq and is a predicted model, not a curated record. Gene Ontology annotation, molecular function: protein binding.
UGCGGAGAGGGGCAGCCCGCCCAGCCGGGGAGCGGGGAUGGGCGCUUGAAAGGGGAAUCUGUGGCCGGCGGAGGGAGAGCGGGACAAGUGGCUGGGGCGAGUGUGCCCAGCUCAGGGACCUUUGUGGCGCGGCUCAGCCCGGCGGGAGAGCGCCCAGCAUGGAGCCCGUUACCAAGUGGAGCCCAAAGCAAGUCGUGGACUGGACCAGAGGCUUGGAUGACUGCCUGCAGCAGUAUGUCCCCAAAUUUGAACGGGAGAAGAUAAAUGGUGAACAGCUGUUACAGAUUUCCAAUCAAGAUCUUGAAGAAUUGGGUAUCUCUCGAAUUGGACACCAGGAACUGGUUCUGGAGGCAGUGGAUCUUCUUUGUGCACUGAAUUAUGGCCUUGAAACAGACAAUAUGAAGAACUUGGUUCUCAAAUUGCGAGCUUCUUCCAACAACCUGCAGAACUGUAUCAGCAGCCGGAGGAAAAAUUCAAAGUAUGAUGGAAAAACAUCACACAAACCCCCCAAUGAAUUCCUCACUUCAGUGGUGGAGCUCAUUGGUGCUGCUAAGGCCUUGCUAGCAUGGUUAGACAGGGCCCCAUUUACAGGGAUUGCUGACUUCUCAGAGACAAAGAACAGAAUCAUUCAGCUCUGCUUGGAUCUCACCACCACAGUUCAGAAGGAUUGCACUGUGGCUGAAAUGGAAGAUAAAGUUCUACAUGUAUCAAAGAUUUUAAAUGGAAUUUGUGAUAAGAUGAUCAGAUCAACUACAGAUCCAUUGAUGAGCCAGAGUGCAUGUCUGGAGGAGGUUCAUUUAACCAACAUUAAACCUGGGGAAGGCCUGGGAAUGUAUAUCAAAUCAACUUACGAUGGAUUACAUGUAAUUACUGGAACUACAGAAAAUUCCCCUGCUGAUCGAUCUCAAAAGAUUCAUGCUGGUGAUGAGGUGAUCCAGGUUAAUCGUCAGACUGUAGUGGGAUGGCAACUAAAAAACCUUGUAGGAAAGUUGCGAGAGAAUCCUUCUGGCGUUAAAUUGCUACUUAAGAAACGUCCUACAGGCUCUUUUAAUUUUACUCCAGCCCCACUGAAGAACCUACGCUGGAAACCACCACUUGUACAGACCAGUCCUCCACCAACUACAACUCAGUCACCAGAAAGCACCAUGGAUACCUCAAUGAAAAAAGAGAAACCAGCCAUUCUGGACCUCUAUAUACCUCCACCACCAGCCGUUCCAUAUUCUCCUCGGGAUGAGAAGGAGAGCCUCAUUUAUGGAGGAGGUAAUAAACCUAAGCCGCCAUUACCUGGCUCCAAGGGUGCAGAGUCUCCUAAUUCUUUCCUCGAUCAGGAAAGCCGAAGGCGAAGGUUUACUAUUGCAGAUUCUGAUCAGUUGCCUGGGUAUUCCAUGGAAGCAAAUAUACUGCCAACAAAGAUGAGGGAAAAAACACAGUCUUAUGGAAAACCUCGCCCUCUGUCGAUGCCUGCAGAUGGGAGCUGGCUGGGAGCUGCAGAUCCUUUCUUGAGGCCCCGAGCACCAGGAAGAAAAGGUGAAGAUGUCCUCUGCAGGUACUUCAGUAAUGAGAGGAUACCCCCAAUCAUUGAAGAAAGUUCCUCCUCGCAGCAGCAUUUUGCAAGGCCAGUGGCUGACAGGCAGUUAGUGAGGGGCGCAGACUACAUCAGAGGCAGCAGGUGCUUUGUGAACACAGAUCUUCAUAACAGUGCGACUAUACCUUUCCAGGAGGAAGGAGCUAAAAAACUCUCUGUUACGUCACCCACAAAAUCUUCCUCCACAGAGCCCUCACUGCUGGUCAGUUGGAUCACAAGACUUAAACUGUUGACUCACUGAUGGUUUGAUAGAAUGUGUUCUCAUCUUCUGUUACCAAGUGCCUUUGUUCCUCAGUCAGACUUCUUGCUUUUCAGCUACAGUAUUACAUAGUGACUGGUGUGUUGAUCUAUUCCUGGAGAGUUGUACACAUCUCCCCUUUUUUGGCUCUAAUAUAGUGGAACAGAGAGGAUUGGAUAAUGUGAGAUGGAAGUGGGAUAAAGGUCUAGUUUGUUUUUCCUGCCCCAAAGUUGAGGGAACUCAUUCGUCUGGAAACAAGUAAGGCUUCAGUGAAUCAGAGGUCAUAUCUGGUCUGAAAUCUGUAUGAGCUGUGCAGAAGCAAUCGUUGCAUUAAAAUUAGGUCCAGUGGCACUUCAUUUGCUAAAAUGUUCUGAUGCUGCACGACCUACUGGCUUGCCGAAUAUGUAGAGCUAAGCGAAAAUCCAGAGCUGUUCUCCUGACCAGAAAGGCAAGAGGGUAAACAUCUAUUUUGUAUCAUAAUGUGGUGUUGUGGCAAGUACUGCUGCAGCUUUAACUUGUUAAGGAAUAAAGGUAGCUUCUUCUCUGUGAUUACCAGAGAACUUUGUUAGGAAUAUAUUAAACCUGGUUUAUAAUCCAGUUAUUGAGAUCUCCAUACAGGCAAACGAGUGCUCUCUGAUUUGCUGCAGUGCUCAUCCAUGAAGAUGUGGAUUGCUACAACAUGCCAAGAAAGAGCAUCUGUAGAGGUGGUAAAAGAAAUGUAUUUUUUCCUUCAUUGUUUAAGAAUAAUUUGCUGUUAACCAAAGUAUCCAUGUAAGAACAAACCCUGUUGGUUUUAUGAAACCUCUACAGUGGUUGAGUUUUUGAACUGACAGAUGUGUUUUCAGAAAGAAGAAUGUGCUGUGAUACAUUACAGUAGUAAGACACCUGGCUAUUUUUAAAUGUAGCUCCAGUUUUUCACCUUUAAAAGUCUCAAGUAGCAGCUGGUAUUUGGGAAGGGAGAAAAAGCUUGUAAAAUUAUGGUUAUUAAAGAAUCAUUGUUUAAAACUGAAUGUACAAGAGGUUGUUAGUAUGCAAAAAAAGUGUUUAAUUUAAGUGUUAAAUAUAGCUGUAUAUUUUUUUUACUCUUAACCAUAUGUAGUUUGUAUAUUCCUAUCUACAGCACUGUGCACUAAUUAACCAGUGCCAAAAAACAUACUGUUAUGUUCUCCAUUAAAUCAACUGCCAAAUGCUGCAUUGGGUGAUCUUGCAGUAAUGACAGAGUCUCCUGUGUUCCAUCUACAUUAAAGAAAGGAAAA